This is a messenger RNA of Alnus glutinosa, 2254 nucleotides long. Its product is annotated as L-type lectin-domain containing receptor kinase IX.1-like. The coding region runs from base 38 to 2107 and encodes 689 amino acids. Gene Ontology annotation, molecular function: protein kinase activity; carbohydrate binding; ATP binding. Lineage: Eukaryota; Viridiplantae; Streptophyta; Magnoliopsida; Fagales; Betulaceae. Gene Ontology annotation, biological process: protein phosphorylation. Gene Ontology annotation, cellular component: plasma membrane. The transcript has a single exon. The record is from RefSeq and is a predicted model, not a curated record.
UCUCAUCGGACCAAACCUUCCCUUCCAAGUUCCAAUCAUGGCUUUCUACAUCUUCAGAAUCAAACGCCUCUUUUCUCUCUUAAUGAUCACCGGUUUGUUCUCAGUACCAAGCCCAUUUACCAGUACUGCUGCUAUAUCCUUCAACAUCACCAGUUUCAACUUUGUUGACUCCCCUAUAAGAUAUGAGAGAGCUUUCCCUGAAGAACAACUCCUCCAACUCACCGGCAACAAGGACAAUUUAGUGUUUCAAGUAGGUCGAGCCACAUAUUUCAGUCCUAUGCACCUGUGGGACAAGGCAUCCGGAAAGCUCACAGAUUUUACUACCAAUUUUUCGUUUGUAAUUGAUUCUCAACAGAAAACUAGUUAUGGAGAUGGGCUUGCGUUCUUCCUAGCACCUAAUGGUUCAACAAUUCCUAAUGUCACACAAGGUGGCGCUAUGGGUCUCACCAACGAUAACGAGCCAUUAAACUCGACGGACAACCCUUUUGUCGCGGUGGAGUUUGACAUCUAUUCAAACACAUGGGAUCCGCCUGGCGUACAUGUAGGUAUUGAUAUAAACUCCAUGCUAUCGGUUGCUAAUGUCUCAUGGUUGGGGGGUAAUAUUUCUAUUAUGGGUGGGAGAAUUAAUGAAGCUCGGAUUAAUUAUAAUUCUAGUUCUCAUAAUUUGAGUGUUCUCUUCACUGGUCUCAUAAACAAUGCUACUGUAUGGCGGUACCUUUCUUAUAAUAUUGAUUUGAGAGAUCCCCUACCUGAAUGGGUAACUUUUGGAUUCUCAGCCGCAACAGGAAGUUCUACUGCAAUGCAUACCAUUCGCACAUGGGAUUUUAGUUCAACUUUGGAAGAUAUUGUAACCAAACCAAGGAAAAACAACAGGUUGGGAUUAGCCAUUGGGUUGGGUGUUGGCGGGUCUUUUUUGGUUGGUGGGUUUGCUUUAAUCCUGUUUUGCUUGUGGAAGAGGAAUAAUAGUUAUACACUAGAGGAUCUUGCCUUUGAUAGGUGCAUGGAUGACGAAUUUCAAAGAGAAACAGGACCAAAGAGGUUCUCAUUUAAAGAAUUAGCUCAUGCCACCAAUAAUUUCAAUGAUGAAGAGAAGCUAGGCCAGGGAGGAUUUGGUGGGGUUUAUAGAGGAUUUUUACGGGACUUGAACUCCUUCGUUGCUGUUAAGAGGGUAUCAAAAGGGUCUAAACAGGGGAUAAAAGAAUAUGCAUCAGAAGUUAAAAUUAUAAGUCGAUUAGGACAUAGGAAUUUAGUGCAACUCAUUGGCUGGUGCCACGAAAGAGGAGAACUCUUACUCGUCUAUGAGUUCAUGCCAAAUAGAAGCUUAGACACACAUCUUUUUACAGGAGAAAGCUUAUUGAUAUGGGCAAUGAGGUACAAGGUUGCUCAAAGAUUGGCGUCGGCCUUGCUUUACUUGCAUGAAGAAUGGGAGCAAUGCGUUGUGCAUAGGGAUAUAAAAUCAAGUAACAUUAUGCUUGAUUCAGACUUUAAUGCUAAACUUGGAGAUUUUGGGUUAGCUAGGCUUGUGGACCACCUGAAAGAGUCACAAACCACUGUUUUAGCAGGCACCAUGGGCUACAUGGCUCCUGAAUGUGUCACAACCGGAAAGGCUAGUAAGGAGUCAAAUGUCUAUAGUUUUGGAAUUGUCGCUCUAGAAAUUGCUUGCGGGAGAAAACCAAUCAAGCACAACGCCCCUGAAGAUCAAGUAGUCAUGGUGGAGUGGGUUUGGGAGCUCUAUGGAAUAGGAAAGGUACUUGAAGCAACUGACCCACGGCUUGGCGGAGAUUUUGAUGAGCAGCAAAUGGAGCGCUUGAUGAUUGUUGGGCUUUGGUGCGCUCACCUUGAUCGCGACCUUAGGCCUUCAAUAAGACAAACAAUUCAUGUUCUCAAUUUUGAGACUCCAUUGCCUGUUCUCCCAUCAAAUAUGCCAAGGCUAGAACAUCUUGCUCCAGCAGUGAAUAGACAUGCAAUGUCACUUUAUGUGUCCGGUGCUGCUACUAAUUAUGAGGGGGGACAAAAUCAAUAUUCAAGCAAUAAUUACACCAAUUCCACUGUGUUCACUUCAUCCUCUACAGCUUUUCAAUCUGCAUCGCUUUUACAUACGCGUUAAAUUGGUCAGAGGUACACUUAAUCUGGGAUUCUUAUUGAUUGAUUAGGUGUUCAAUUUUUCUCCAACAUUGUCACAUAUGUGCUUUAUUUUACAUUCUUUGUACACGAUAUACAUGUAUUUUUUGCUUUCAACCUGAAAUAUGACUUU